AUGUUUCUAGUUUUGUACAUUCAGCAUUGUGCUUUGUAGGUACUAUAGAUAGUAACUAAAGUUGCGUAUUUAAUUAAUUUCAUUGAAAUUACAUCACUAAUAGUUUAUUUACGCCAGAACGUAAUAUAUACCUUUUUAACAAUCACAAUACAAUGCAAAAUAUGAGAUGCCUAUUGUUAUAAAUAGUCAUGAUGACCGAAUGUAAAGUCCCUGUAUUUGUUAGUCCCCAAUCAUUAACUUUCAGUUUGGAGGACAAGUCAUCCCACAGACAAAUAAUUACACUAUUUAAUCCAUACGACUUUCCUGUCAGAUUUAAAGUUUUUAGUACUUGCACUAAAAAGUAUACCGUAGUGGAACCAGAAGGUUCAAUAAGUGCCAGUUCUCGAGUGGAUAUAGUUGUCAGGCACAAUGCUCCUGCGCCAGCAUUCUGCGAUAUCAGAGAUAAAUUCCGAAUACAAAUGCAAUAUUAUACUACCAAAAAAGUCAUUGGACACAAAGAUGUUGAAACUAUAUUAGUAAGGUCUUCCGACAAUUUUGAGUUACCACCUGAAAAUUUUAAACAAUUACUCAGAAGCGAUGUAUCUACAGAUAACUUUGAUAAUGAAUCUGAAAUAAGACAAAACUGCAAUACAAAUACUCCUGGACCAAAUUUUACAACUCUAUUAAUAGCUGGUGUAUGUAUUUGUGGAUUACUCUUACCAUCAUCUGAAGAUUCAGACAUUCUGAAAUUUCGUAUUUCUUUCAAUUUAAAAUUAGCGUUAGCUUUUGUUUUGGGUAUGACCACGAUAACAAUAUUACAACAUCAAUAAUGCACAGGGAUAUUGUUACUUAAGAAUUCGCUUGUUAACAAUUGUUUGAAACUUUUUUGUACUCAAUAUGUAUGUUUCCAUUAUUAGUUAUAAUACAUUAAUCUAAGCUAUUUAAUAGAUUAAUUUACUAUGUUCUUGCUAUACAUUUAAACUUCUUGAAAUAUUUUAUUAUUGAUUAUAGUUUUAAGAUCUGUAUUAUGUUCAAAAAUUAUCACUCAUUACUGACCUUUAAGAAUUUUAAAUUUCAAUGCCAUACAAUUUGCAUUAAUUGGUACAUAAAUAUAUUAAGACUAUUAUACAUUUUUGUUUGUAUAAACACUGCCACCAUUUUUUUAUGGAUAUUUUUAAAUAUCUUAUCAAACAUUGGAUAAUUGGGUUUUGUAAAAAAAAAAUAUAUAUUGUAAAUAAUAAAUUGUAUUUUUUUUUAUAUAUAAUUAAUAUUUAAUUAACUUUUUUUCAAUAAAGAAUUUUUUAUGAAUAA
Messenger RNA from Rhopalosiphum padi (bird cherry-oat aphid), 1290 nucleotides. Its product is annotated as motile sperm domain-containing protein 1-like. The transcript has 4 exons. Bases 189 to 809 code for a protein of 206 amino acids. NCBI's taxonomy places the organism in Eukaryota, Metazoa, Arthropoda, Insecta, Hemiptera, Aphididae. Gene Ontology annotation, cellular component: cytoplasm. The record is from RefSeq and is a predicted model, not a curated record.